ACACUCUACCCUAUACCCCUACAGCACCGACAUGGAUGCUGAGCCAAGUGGCCAGUGGCGAUUCGCCCAAUGCUUUGGCGACAAGGGCGAGGUGGAAGAUAUCACAGAGGCCGACAUCAUAUCAACAGUCGAGUUUGAUCACACUGGUGACUAUCUAGCAACAGGGGACAAGGGUGGUCGCGUGGUGCUUUUCGAGAGAAACGAACAGAAACGAGGUUGCGAAUACAAAUUUUACACAGAGUUUCAAUCGCACGAGCCAGAGUUUGACUAUCUGAAAUCUCUAGAAAUCGAGGAGAAGAUAAAUCGGAUCAAAUGGUGCAAGAGAUCUAAUGCUGCUCAUUUCUUGCUCAGCACAAACGACAAAACCAUCAAGUUGUGGAAGGUUUUCGACAAGCAAAUCAAAGUCGUGGCCGAGAACAAUCAUUCCGAUGGUGCAGUUCCAGGAGGGCAACAACCCUUACGGCUGCCGAAAAUGACUACUCACGACUCCAUAACGGCCGCUGUACCACGCAAGGUGUAUGCAAACGCCCACGCCUACCACAUCAACUCUAUCUCUGUCAACUCGGACGACGAAACGUACAUAUCUGCAGAUGAUCUGAGGGUCAAUUUAUGGAACUUGAAUAUCAGCGAUCAAAGCUUCAACAUUGUCGAUAUCAAACCCGUUAACAUGGAAGAGCUCACGGAAGUUAUCACCGCCGCAGAAUUUCAUCCCAUCCAUUGUAAUCUAUUCAUGUACUCGAGCUCAAAGGGUACGAUCAAACUCGCCGACAUGAGAGAAUCAGCCCUGUGCGAUCAACAUGCCAAACUGUUCGAGGAGGAGGAAGACCCCUCGACAAAAUCCUUCUUUUCAGAAAUCAUUUCCUCCAUCUCCGACGUCAAAUUUUCUAGGGACGGCCGAUACAUCUUAUCCCGAGACUACUUGACCUUGAAGGUCUGGGACAUUGCCAUGGAGAACAAACCGGUCAAGACGAUCCAGAUACAUGAGCACUUGAAGCAAAAAUUGUGCGACUUGUACGAAAACGAUUGUAUAUUUGACAAGUUUGAAUGCACAUUCAGUGGCGACAGCAGUAGUGUCCUGACAGGGUCCUAUCACAAUUACUUCCGGAUAUAUGAUGUCAACACCGACGCCGACACCGUGCUUCAGGCGGACAAAUCGGCCUUUAAGGCGAAAAAGGUCAGCGGUGCUCGGGGCAAAACCCCAGUGCCAGCUAAGGGAGUCAUGCAAACGGAUCAGAUUGACUUUGGCAAGAAGAUAUUACACGCCAGCUGGCAUCCACGGGAAAACACGAUCGCAAUCGCGGCCACCAACAACCUCUUCCUGUACUCUACACUCUCAUAAUCACAUCCGGGCGAUGCUCUAGCAUCCAGCCCUGACGACUCUGAUAUACAAUGUUUCCGAAUAGAUACCCUGUCCGACCUCUGAUCUCUUACCAGCAAGCUCUGCAUCGCCCUCGCGCCCGAUGUAUGAAACCAAGUCUUCUUUCUAUUUUGCAAUACCUGUGGGGGAGAGAGAGAAGGAAUGAAAAGAAAUGGCAUAUCACACUAGACUAUUGACUGUGAACUGUGACGGAUGGACAUGUGGACGAUGAUGAUGACGACGAUGGUUUGGGAAGAUGAUAGGUGUAGAAGUAAGAAAAGAAAGAAGGAAUGCAAGUUAGCAGAGUGCAUUUAAUAAGACUUUUUACUUCGUCGCAAAUACAAAGAUGCAUCGACGUAAACAAAGAC
Messenger RNA from Tremella mesenterica DSM 1558, 1725 nucleotides. RefSeq lists its product as uncharacterized. The coding region runs from base 32 to 1339 and encodes 435 amino acids. Gene Ontology annotation, cellular component: cytosol; protein phosphatase type 2A complex. Lineage: Eukaryota; Fungi; Basidiomycota; Tremellomycetes; Tremellales; Tremellaceae. The transcript has 10 exons. Gene Ontology annotation, molecular function: protein phosphatase regulator activity; protein binding. The record is from RefSeq and is a predicted model, not a curated record. Gene Ontology annotation, biological process: peptidyl-serine dephosphorylation.